CCGCAGCUACGAAGUAGAGUAGGAGCGGGCACUAACUGUCGGUUAUUCCUUCACUCUUUAAUGACAACGAUGCUUGUUCUUGCGCCUGUCGACUUCCGUCACCCUGGAAGCUACACAUAAAUUCUACCAACCCACCUUGACUCUCUCUCUCUCAACUCUCCCUCUCCCUCACCAUGGCUACGCGAAGCUCGAAAAGAAGAAAGGCGAACGGCACAAACGGCACAAAUGGCACCGUCAACUCCAUUCCUGAGAACAGAGUCUUCCCCAACGAUGCGUCUGUGCCCGCUACCGCCGAGGACAAACGCAACUGGCAGGGAUUCUGUGAAAUUGAAAAUGACCCGGUAAUGCCAUUACCGCCUAUGUAACUCCGAAUUAGUACUGACUAUUGGUCUUCCAGGCAUUCUUCAACGUCAUGUUGCAAGAAUUCGGCGUGCAGGGAGUCAGAGUCCAGGAAGUCUUUGGCUUAGACGAGGCGCUCUUAGCGAUGCUACCGAAGCCCGUGUAUGGUUUGAUUUUCCUGUUCCGCUACUUAGAGGAUGAUUCGACCGCUCAAGAGAGCAUUUGUCCGGAACACGUAUGGUUCGCAAACCAGACUACCGGCAACGCUUGUGCCACAGUAGCUCUCUUGAACAUUGCCAUGAACAUAGCAGGGGUGGAGCUUGGAGAGAAUCUCAAAAGCUUCAAAGACUUCACAAAAGACUUGACUCCAGCGAUGCGGGGCAACCAGAUUGUCAACUUUGAGUUUAUCAAGAGAAUCCACAACUCUUUUGCUCGGAAGAUCGACAUGAUGAACAUCGAUCUCGGUAUGCAGGAUCAAGUCAAGACGGCAAAGUCCAAGAAAGGCAAGUCGAAGAAGAAGAAGAAGGGUGUGGACGACGAUGCCGCAUUCCACUUUAGUGCAUUCAUGCCGAUCGAAGGAGAUGUCUGGAAACUUGAUGGCCUAGACCGGCAGCCGUUGCGACUAGAGACUAUCGGCGACUCAGACUGGCUUCAACUCAUCGCGCCCAACAUCUCCGCUCGCAUGACACAGUACGAAGAAGGACAGGUUGAAUUCGGCUUGCUUGCCCUUGUCAAGGACCCGCUCAUCGAAGCCCGAGAGCAACUGGCUCAGAACAUCAAGACCAUUCGCGAUGUCGAGACGCGACUCGAGAUGAUCAACUCAGACUGGCGAGCAUUCAGUUCCACCACAGACGAAAGCGAGAACACGGUGCUUGCUGGACCUUCGUCCGAAUACCACAUCACCGGCCAGGCGAUCCUGACGGCCAAGCUGCCGCUGUCGAUAGAAAGGAAGAUCGACACUGACGACGACCCGACCACGUUGCUGGAGUUGAGGCAGAAAGCCGUCACUGAGCAAGCAGCUUUGAAGGCGACAAUCGGAGACGAGCAGGCUUCCGCUCAGGCAGACCAAGACAAGGCUGAGGCUCGUCGUCAUGACUACGGUCCUCUUAUUCGGACGUGGUUGAGGAUGCUGGCGGAGAAUGGCACGCUCCAGAAGUUGAUGAAGGAGGUAGAGUAAUUCAGGUGGUUGGCCCUCGCAACAGAGCAUGUUUAUGGCGUUGGCUGACGUGGGAAAUCGAUUAUCUGGUUAUUAGCUUCGGAGUUGCGGCUAGAACGUAG
This is a messenger RNA of Aplosporella prunicola CBS 121167, 1617 nucleotides long. RefSeq lists its product as uncharacterized. The transcript has 5 exons. NCBI's taxonomy places the organism in Eukaryota, Fungi, Ascomycota, Dothideomycetes, Botryosphaeriales, Aplosporellaceae. The annotation marks the transcript as partial. Gene Ontology annotation, molecular function: cysteine-type deubiquitinase activity. Gene Ontology annotation, cellular component: cytoplasm. The record is from RefSeq and is a predicted model, not a curated record. Gene Ontology annotation, biological process: ubiquitin-dependent protein catabolic process; protein deubiquitination.